This is a messenger RNA of Olea europaea var. sylvestris, 1068 nucleotides long. RefSeq lists its product as uncharacterized. The transcript is spliced from 7 exons. Bases 1 to 1068 code for a protein of 355 amino acids. Lineage: Eukaryota; Viridiplantae; Streptophyta; Magnoliopsida; Lamiales; Oleaceae. The record is from RefSeq and is a predicted model, not a curated record.
AUGACAAUUGAUGACAAAUACUACAAUAGGACAACCAGCAAUGCCAUGGCUCGAAGGAACAUAUUAGCAGACGAUCAGUUAGCUCUCCCAGCUAAGCUCUCAGCACGAGCUCGAACAAAACUGGUUGUGACUUUUGAUGAGGCAUACUACUACAAGUUGGUGCCUUCAAAAAUUGCUAUCCCAGUUGAAGACUUGUGUGAAGAGAAGCCUUUGAUUUUCUUGCCUUUCAGGCAUCACCAACGUAAUCGCGCUGGACGUUUUACUUUCUUUCGGCUUGGUCAAACAGUGAGCUUUUACUCUUACAGAGUCUUACACACUUGUCUUGGACUGUAUAGAGAUGUUGUGAUUAAUGCCACUCCUCAUAACUCACCAUAUGAAAAAGAAAAUGUGCAGCCAUGGUACUCCUUUUUUCAGGAUGUCGUAGGAGCAAUCGAUGGUACACAUAUUGCUUCGUAUGUAUCUUUAGAGGAGCAAGGUAAAUAUCACAAUAGAAAGCAAGUGUUUUCCCAAAAUGUUUUAGUAGCUUGCACAUUUGAUAUGAAAUUUACGUACGUGCUUGCCGGUUGGGAGGGAUCCGUACAUGAUGUUCGAUUGUUACUGAGUGCAAUAUUAUGCCAAGGACAUAAGCUAACAAUUCAUGUUGGUAAAUAUUAUCUUGUUGACGUUGUCUUCCCAUCGGUUUCGAGUUUUCUUGCACCAUAUCGUAGGACUCAUUAUUAUCGUAGAGACAUUGAAGGUCAACGUCCUGAAAGUAGUAAGGAAUUUGCAUAUUUGAGACAUCAAUCCUAUCACGACAUUGACACACAAGCAAAGAUAGUCCUUGUCUGUUCUGCCAUCCACAACUUCUUAAGGAUUGACGACGUUGAAGAUGUUUGUGAGGAUGACGACGUAGAUAAUAGUGAUGAUGAGGUUAACCCUACGCAUGUUGAUAUACCUGAAGAUGAAACUCCAAAUGCUCACAUAUCUUUCACAAAUCAGGAAGUAUGGUCUAAUAAGAGGAAUGCGAUUGCUGAUUUAAUGUGGGCUGAUUAUCUUCCCAAUCAGAAUGCGGGAAUUGAUUUUGAUUGA